AUGUCAUAUCUAGACAUGGAUGCUCCUUUAAGGACUGAUCAGUCUUUUCGGAAUAAACAAGAUGAGUAUUAUCAUAAAGAUUCCAGUCCAUUAGAAGACUUGCCAGUAAACAUUACCUCAGUUGUAGUUCUAGAAUACAUGCAUAAUAUAUGUUUAGGUGUAAUGAAAAAAUUAAUUACAUUUUGGGUAAAAGGUAAAAAAACUGUUCACUUAGUUGAUCCUGAAAUUGUAUCUGAUGAAUUAAUCAACUUAAAAUUAUUUUUGCCAAGUGAAUUUAGUCGCUUUCCUAGAACAUUAGAAGAGUGUGAAUUUUGGAAGGCCACAGAAUUCAGAACAUUUUUAAUUUAUACUGGACCUAUUGUGUUAAAAGGGCGAUUAAAAAAAACGCUUUAUGAACACUUCAUGCUUUUAAGUUGUGCAGUUCGAAUUUUACUUUCUUCUGAAACUUGUUAUACCCUUAACAAUAUGGCUAAAAACUUAUUAAAACAAUUCGUUAGUGAUUAUCCUAAUUAUUAUGGUAACGAAUAUGUUGGUUACAAUGUCCAUGGUUUACUCCACAUGACCGAUUUUGUUUUAAUUCAUGGCCCCCUGGACGCUUUUAGUGCUUUUAAAUAUGAAAACUACUUACAAUUUGUAAAAAAAAUUAGUAAAAAUUCCAAACACCCUCUUCAAGAUACAUAUAACCGUAUUAUGGAGAAAGUUAAUAGUCAGCCUUAUGAUGUGUCUCUUCAUUAUCCUAUUCUUAAAAACGAAUUAAAUUAUGACUCAUCCAUAAAUAAUGCAUUAACUGAAACAUUAUAUGAACAAUUAGUACUAGAGAACUUUGUUGUGAGUUCUAAGAAUAAUAAAGAUAUAUUUUUCUUAUUAAAAAGUCACGAUAUAGUUAAAGUGAAUAAAAUAAUUAAGUACACAAGUGGACAAAUUAAAAUUGAAGUAGUUAAAUAUGAACACUGUACUAUGUUUCAUAGUCCUGUACCUUCAGAUAUUAUUAAAAUAUUUUAUAUUAACAAAGUUUUCCCUAAUGUUUUAAUUUUGAUCAACAUGGACGUUUUACUACAUAAGUGUUUUGUAGUACCAAUAAGUAAUGAUAAACUUAUUGCUAUAGCAUUAAUUCAUGAAAAUAUUUAA
Molecule: messenger RNA, 1128 nt
Organism: Metopolophium dirhodum (rose-grain aphid)
Lineage: Eukaryota; Metazoa; Arthropoda; Insecta; Hemiptera; Aphididae
Exons: 1
Coding region: 1-1128 (375 amino acids)
Source: RefSeq, a predicted model, not a curated record